Molecule: messenger RNA, 510 nt
Organism: Andrographis paniculata
Lineage: Eukaryota; Viridiplantae; Streptophyta; Magnoliopsida; Lamiales; Acanthaceae
Product: ADP-ribosylation factor 1-like
Exons: 6
Coding region: 81-356 (91 amino acids)
Molecular function (GO): GTPase activity; GTP binding
Source: RefSeq, a predicted model, not a curated record
AGGUGGGAUCGAGGAGGUUAAUCGGCACCGGUGUCCAGGGAAAGAUAACAACACGCACAGCCGCGGGGCUGACAGCUGAGAUGCACCCAGCCUGGCUCGCUGUCGUCUGCAGGAAAGGGAGGAUUCAAUUCAUCGUAUUCACUCUCAAAUUGAUUGAGGGUGAGAUGGGAAUUAUUUUCACGAGGUUGUUUUCUUCACUAUUCGGGAACAAGGAAGGUCGGAUUCUUGUGUUGGGCCUCGACAAUGCCAGAAAGACCACCAUUCUUUCUAUUGGUUUUCGCAGAUCGACUUUAGAUGGGAGAAGUAGUGUCUACUAUUCCAACUAUUGGGUUCAAUGUGGAAACAGUGCAAUAUAACAACAUAAAGUUCCAAGUUUGGGAUUUAGGUGAGUUUAUCAUCCUUAAUAGAAUUGGGAUUGUUUUCAAAGUUUUUUGGCUUUCAGGAUCCUUGCUGUUUGACUUGGACUUAUGAAUUUGUUUAUUUUCAUAUGGGGUUCAUCAUUUUAAUUUG